Meriones unguiculatus (Mongolian gerbil) is the source of this 2242-nucleotide messenger RNA. It is a transcript of the gene Cct6a, whose product is annotated as chaperonin containing TCP1 subunit 6A. Gene Ontology annotation, molecular function: ATP hydrolysis activity; ATP-dependent protein folding chaperone; ATP binding. Gene Ontology annotation, biological process: protein folding. The transcript is spliced from 14 exons. Lineage: Eukaryota; Metazoa; Chordata; Mammalia; Rodentia; Muridae. Gene Ontology annotation, cellular component: chaperonin-containing T-complex. The coding region runs from base 83 to 1678 and encodes 531 amino acids. The record is from RefSeq and is a predicted model, not a curated record.
AGGGCGGGCCAGGAGCGUAAGACUUUUCGAGAAGACCCGCAUAGAGCACGUUGUUCUCGGCCUCUCCCUGAGCUAGGCCAGCAUGGCGGCGGUGAAGAGCCUAAACCCUAAGGCCGAGGUGGCCCGGGCUCAGGCAGCGCUGGCCGUGAACAUCAGCGCGGCGCGGGGCUUGCAGGAUGUUCUGAGGACCAACUUGGGUCCUAAGGGCACCAUGAAGAUGCUCGUUUCUGGUGCUGGAGACAUCAAGCUUACUAAAGAUGGCAAUGUGCUGCUUCAUGAAAUGCAAAUUCAACACCCGACAGCCUCUUUAAUAGCAAAAGUAGCUACAGCCCAGGAUGACAUAACUGGUGAUGGUACUACGUCCAAUGUCCUAAUCAUUGGGGAGCUGCUGAAACAAGCUGACCUCUACAUUUCUGAGGGUCUUCACCCCAGAAUAAUCACUGAAGGUUUUGAAGCUGCAAAAGAAAAGGCACUCCAGUUUUUGGAACAAGUCAAAGUAAGCAAAGAGAUGGACAGAGAAACACUCGUUGAUGUGGCCAGAACAUCUCUGCGGACUAAAGUUCAUGCUGAACUUGCAGAUGUCUUAACGGAGGCUGUAGUGGACUCCAUUUUGUCCAUUAAGCAAAAAGAUGAACCCAUUGACCUCUUCAUGGUUGAGAUCAUGGAGAUGAAGCAUAAAUCUGAAACUGAUACAAGCUUAAUCAGAGGGCUUGUUUUGGAUCAUGGAGCACGGCAUCCUGAUAUGAAGAAAAGAGUAGAAAACGCCUACAUCCUUACUUGCAACGUGUCCUUAGAAUAUGAGAAAACAGAAGUGAAUUCUGGAUUUUUUUACAAGAGUGCAGAAGAGAGAGAAAAGCUAGUGAAGGCUGAAAGAAAAUUCAUUGAAGAUAGGGUUAAAAAAAUAAUAGAACUGAAAAAGAAAGUCUGUGGUGAUUCUGAUAAAGGAUUUGUCGUCAUUAAUCAAAAGGGGAUUGACCCCUUUUCCUUAGAUGCCCUUGCAAAAGAAGGUAUUGUAGCUCUGCGCAGAGCCAAGAGGAGAAACAUGGAGAGGCUGACACUUGCUUGUGGUGGGGUUGCUCUGAAUUCCUUAGAUGACCUGAAUCCUGACUGUUUGGGACAUGCAGGCCUCGUCUAUGAGUACACACUGGGUGAAGAGAAGUUCACCUUUAUCGAGAAAUGUAACAAUCCCCGUUCUGUCACAUUACUAGUUAAAGGACCAAAUAAGCACACACUGACUCAAAUCAAGGAUGCAAUAAGAGAUGGCUUGAGGGCUGUCAAAAAUGCUAUUGAUGAUGGCUGUGUUGUUCCAGGCGCUGGUGCAGUGGAAGUGGCAAUGGCAGAAGCUCUGAUUAAAUACAAGCCCAGUGUGAAGGGCAGGGCUCAGCUUGGAGUGCAGGCAUUUGCAGAUGCCUUGCUCAUUAUUCCCAAGGUCCUUGCACAGAACUCUGGUUUUGACCUUCAGGAAACACUAGUUAAAGUGCAAGCUGAACAUUCAGAAUCUGGUCAGCUUGUAGGUGUGGAUCUGAACACAGGUGAGCCCAUGGUGGCAGCAGAAAUGGGUGUGUGGGAUAACUACUGUGUGAAGAAGCAGCUGCUGCACUCCUGUACUGUGAUUGCCACCAACAUUCUCCUAGUUGAUGAGAUCAUGAGAGCUGGGAUGUCCUCUCUGAAAGGUUGAAGGAGUCCACCUUGCAACUGAACCUAUAAUACUACAGAAUAAUGUGGGGGGAAAUGGUCUUUUUUGUCCAAGCUUCAAGUGAUUUGGAAAAGAAUUUUCCCAACUGAAAAAAAGGAACAGGACAUUUGGCACCUAUUCAAAUUAUAAUACUGUAAUUUUUUUUUUUUUUUUGAGGAGUGUAUGAAUACACUCAGGUCUUUUUAGCCCACUGAACAAGAUGGUUUAGCUACAGUGGUAAAAAAUUAACAUACCAAGAAAGAUAAACGUGUUGUCUGCAUUGUUCCUUAAGUGUUCUUUGAAAAAUUGUAAUGGUUUUCUCCUAAAGGUGUGGUGGUGCAUGCCUGUAAGUAAGCCUAGCACUUUGCAAGUAAAGUCAGGAAGUUAUGCACCAGCAGCUCGGACUAUAGGAGACCUCAGCUCAAAGGAAUGGAAAUUUUUUUUGUUACGGAUGUAUUUUAAAUCAGCCAGCCAGCUCCCUGUUAAACAUGUAAAAUUCUUGCCAAUGUAAAACACAUCUGGGUAAUUUAUGGUUUUCAUAGUGUCUCUAAUAAAUACUUGAGUGAA